Messenger RNA from Macrosiphum euphorbiae (potato aphid), 534 nucleotides. NCBI's taxonomy places the organism in Eukaryota, Metazoa, Arthropoda, Insecta, Hemiptera, Aphididae. The record is from the annotation of a GenBank genome assembly.
AUGUUUAUCAAACAAGAAGACAUAAACAAACUACCCGGCUCUUUAGUCAUCAAUAACAACCAAACAUUAUUUCGAAUAUUUUUCACUGACGACAAGAUCAUCUGCUUCUUAUGUAAAGGAGUCGGACACACUACUGCAUCAUGCAAAAAACACACAUCUCCAGACAAUCCGCAAUACAUACAACCACACAAACCGCCCCAAACGAUGCCAAAUCAAGAUAUCACAUUUGAUGAACACCCUACAUCCUUUCUGGAAGAAGUACAACCUCCAGAUUCUUCAACAUUUGAUGAAACCAACCUUCAAAAUCACUCGGACCAACAUAAAGGAAAACAAGAUGAAACCAUAACCCCCGACUACAAAAAUAUUUUCAAUUGUAAUAUAAUAACCCAAAAUCCAAUCGAAAACUCAACCUAUAACCAUAUCAAGAGACCUUUAUCAGACACAAAUUCACCAAUGUCCCCCACCCCUCCAACGGCCUCAAGUGGUAAUUUUCCUAUCGCGCAGCCCGAUAAAAAAAACAAAAGUCACCUCUAG